UUUUUGCGGGGUCAGCUCUAGGUUGAUUUAACUCAAUGAGACGCAAGUACAAAGCUAUGCAACUACCUGCCUGAUUGAUUGUUUGCUACAUGCGUAUGCAAACACAAGGAAUUUUGUCAAGAGAAUAUGAGGAGGGGAUCAAUCCAUUUGGCUGGAAGAGAACAAGGAAGCAGAUGAAUCUGACAUGUCGACCUGCAUCGUCAGUGAGAGUAGCCAGUGAACCCGGUCGGGAUCGUGCUUUUUCUGAUGCGCCAAACAGCCUAAGGUCAAGGUUGACCGGGAUUAGAAAGCAUAGGGUGUCGAUUUCACGGAUUAAGAGUUCAAGGUUUGAUUCCAACGAGACGUACGAAUUCAAGAUUUAAAAUAGACUUUACUCUUUCCCAUGUGAGGCAUCUGUUACUCGGUGCGGCUGGAGUCGGGAUGGUUGCAAUUAGUGUCCACGUGUCGCGGGCUGGAUGUAUAUAGCAGAAAAUAAAGAGAAGAGAAUUAUUGACGGAGCGUGCGUGGUUCGCGCGCAGCCUCUGUCUGCAAAUGAGCAGCUAGCGCUUUCUCCUCCGCUCACCGCGCAUGCACGCACGCGGAGCAAGAAGAACGACGAAUCUCCGACUCGAUCGGCCAUUGACGCCCUCUUCCUCCUCCUUGACCCCGUCUCCAGUUUAUCUGCGCCACCCUCUCGCCCGUCUCCCUCCUUUGCCCGCCUCUCAUCCCGGCCGUCUCAAGCCAGAACGCAACGGCCGGCCGCGGGUCGGCAGCAGAGCAAACAUGAGCGGGGGAGGAGGGGGCGGCAACUCGAGGGAGCUCGACCAGACGCCGACAUGGGCCGUCGCCUCCGUCUGCGGCGUCAUCGUCCUCAUCUCCAUCCUCCUGGAGAUGGGCCUCCACAAAGUCGGAGAGUGGUUCGCGCACAGGAAGAAGAAGGCCAUGGUGGAAGCCCUUGAGAAGGUCAAGGCAGAGCUGAUGGUGCUGGGGUUCAUCUCGCUGCUGCUGGUGUUCGGGCAGAGCUACAUCAUAAAGAUCUGCAUCUCCGAGGCUGCCGCCGACACCAUGCUCCCAUGCCGCCUCAAGAAGGCCACCGUCGAGGUCGAGAUCGCCAAGGACGGCGGCCACGGCGCCCCCGCGGAGGAGCACGGCGCUAAGCAGCCGGAGGAGCAUUUCAGCCUCGGCACCAAUCCCUUCACCGCCACCUCCUUCAGCGUCCCCCACAGGAUGCUCAGUGAGGCCACCUCCUUCAGCGUCCCCCACAGGAUGCUUAGUGAGGCCACCUCCUUCAGCGUCCCCCACAGGAUGCUCAGUGAGGCCAACAUGAACAUCAAAUGCCCCCCGGGGAAGGUGUCCCUCAUAUCGAUAAACGCUCUGCACCAGCUGCACAUCUUCAUCUUCUUCCUGGCCGUGUUCCAUGUCUGCUACAGUGCCACCACCAUGGCACUCGGCAGAGCCAAGAUACGAGGAUGGAAAGAGUGGGAAAAAGAAGCAGUGGGCCAAGAUGAAGAAGUCACUAACGAUCCGUCGCAAUUCAGGUUUACGCACGAGACAUCGUUCGUCAGGCAGCACAUGAACGUCCUCAACAAGACCCCGGCCUCGUUUUACAUCAGCAACUUCUUCAGGCAGUUCUUCAGAUCGGUCCGGAGGGCCGACUACUGUGCGUUGCGCCACAGCUUCGUCAACGUUCAUUUGGCUCCUGGCAGCAAGUUUGAUUUCCAGAAGUACAUCAAGCGGUCUCUCGAGGACGAUUUCAAGGUCAUCGUCGGGAUCAGCCCUAUUCUGUGGGCGUCUGCACUCAUCUUCCUGCUCGUCAACAUCAACGGGAUGCACACCAUGCUCUGGAUAUCCAUCAUGCCGCUGGUGAUCAUCCUGUCGGUGGGCACGAAGCUGCAGGGGAUCAUCUGCCGGAUGGCGAUCGACAUCACGGAGCGGCACGCGGUGAUCCAGGGGAUCCCGCUGGUGCAGGUCAGCGACAGCUACUUCUGGUUCAGCCGCCCCACCUUCGUCCUCUUCCUCAUCCACUUCACGCUCUUCCAGAACGGCUUCCAGAUCAUCUACUUCCUCUGGAUCCUGUACGAGUACGGGAUGGACUCGUGCUUCAACGACUCCAAGAAGCUCGUCGUCGCGCGGCUAUGCCUCGGGGCAGUGGUGCAGGUGCUGUGCAGCUACGUGACGCUGCCGCUCUACGCGCUGGUGUCGCAGAUGGGGUCAACCAUGAAGCAGUCCAUCUUCGACGACCAGACCUCCAAGGCGCUCAAGAGCUGGCGCGCCGGCGUCAAGAAGAAGCCGGCGGCCCAGUCUUCCAAGCACGGCGGGUCGCCCUCGGGGAGCCCGCGCGCCGGCAGCCCCAAGGGCGCCCACGAAGGCAGCACCGGCAUCGCGCUCACGCAGAAGCAAGGCGGGGGCGACGACGGCGCGCCAUGAUAUCAUAUGUACGCGCCCGAGGAUCCAUGAUCCAUUCGAGCACGCUGUUUGAUUCUUUGUACCAGUACACGUAGCAGCAAGCAAACACGUCUAUACAUGUGUGUGAGUGUAUAUGUAUAUGCAUCUGUGCAUAGCUUACGUAGGACACGCAGGAAGGGAGGAGUUGCAUCUUUUUUCUUGUUAUUAUCACUUCUACAAUUUAAUUUAACUAGGGUGUUGUUGUAUUCAUGUCGACUAAUCAUUUGCUAACUCGAAAGGUGUAAUUGCAGUUCAAACAGAUAUGAAUGACGUUGUGUCAGGACU
Molecule: messenger RNA, 2709 nt
Organism: Aegilops tauschii subsp. strangulata
Lineage: Eukaryota; Viridiplantae; Streptophyta; Magnoliopsida; Poales; Poaceae
Product: MLO-like protein 9
Biological process (GO): defense response
Cellular component (GO): membrane
Source: RefSeq, a predicted model, not a curated record